AUGGCCGCAAUGGCUUCUGCCAUGGACGUGAUCUUUCACGUCGACUGCUCCAGCACAGAACCAGGCGAGCAAGUCUUCAUUGUGGCGUCCUGCAAAGAACUGGGCGCCUGGGACCCCGCAGAGGCGCUCCCUUGUUUCACCUCCAGCGCGACGUUUCCGCGCUGGACGUCUACUGCCGUGAAACUGCCAAUCGGCAGCAGGACUGAGUUCAAGGUUUUGAUCCGGGGCCACCGUGGCAACCGAUGGGAGCAUGGCCAGAAUCGACAACUACAGGUGGAGCUUCCGGUGGGUGUAGAGGCGACGAAGAUGGUCAGCCUCACUUACGGGCAGCAGGGCGUCAAGGAUGCCGAAGAUGCUGCUGAAUCCGAACCACCCACGCUGCCCAUGCUGCUCGGCCAACCCAUCAAGGCCGCGGUGCCGUGCGAUCUCGGCUCAAAGGCGGCCUUGCCCAGCGAGGGCAAUCUGGAGGCUGCCGGGGCCUGUGGCAGCGCCGCGAAGGAGGCGCCAGCACCGCAGGAGGGUCGCUUCCAGCUCCUUCCCAAGAUGGGAUCGGUGAUCAUGGCCUGCGGCCCGAACGGUGAGGAGCCGGCGAUCAAGGCCGCCGGGCGCCUGUGCGCGGUGGAGCCAGCGUGGCCCGGUGGUCAGGGACAUGGCUCUGCGGUCGUUCGCGUUGUGGCAUUUUGUGGCGUUUAUUUCCUGAACGCAAGUGCAGAGGCAAAGCGCUGCCUCCAGCAGUUCGUCUCGAAGACGUUCAUUUGUGGCUCAGCGGAAGAUGGCAGCAGGGGACCGAGGGUAGCUCGUUUGUUUCAUGCGCGGCUUGCUCGGCCAGGCACCUUUCAGAUGACGACGCCAGAGGCAACAGCAGCGGCCGGUCCGCGCCCUGGGGAAGUUUUGGCGUUCCUGUCGGCUAUUGGCUUCGCUCGCCUGCAAGACGACUUGCUUGGGAAGCUCAUUGCUUGCGUGCAGAAGCAAUGGCAGCAGCUGCGACACCAAGCCGAACUCACCAGCGACCGCGGUAGCAGCAAGCGGUCGCACGAAGACCUCGAGGACAUCAAGCCGCCCGCCAAGCAGCAGCGCCACCCGCGCUCGAUCUUCAUGAGGUGCUCAGCUGGAGCAAUGCCGGGCAUUCCCUCACCCGUGAAAAAGGACUUUGUGUCCCAGCUCAGGGAUGAUCAUCCCGAAGACGCAGAGGAUUUGGGCGAGGCACUGCAGGUGCUGAGGCAGCAGAAGAUCAACAGUUUGGAGCGGCUGGCAAAGUUGACAGAUGGCCAGUGGCAACGCCUCAACAUUCCACUGGGCAUCGAGUCCCUGCUGAAGGAAGAGGCCGAGGCGGCCCUUGCGUCUUCCACAGGUGAAGAGUCUGCACCGCUGGCCUCUGAGGCCUCAGCCAAGACCGCCCCCGAGCGCCUUGAGAGGUUAGUCGACGAAGUGCAGCUGGAGGAGGAGUUGGUCAGCGAAUCCGGGCUCUACCGACGCGGCGCAGGCCGAGUAAAGAUGGAGGCGAGCCGGGAAAGUGAUGGGAGGCGCUCCGCUCAGCGAGCCGAGCCUGGGAUGCUUGGUGACAUGGAGCUGACCCCGCCACACAACCUCCCAGAGCUGUGGCGCGAGCUUCUAGAGGACACGCUGCCACCUGACAAAAGGGAGCUGCUUCAGGCUUCUUGGGAUCGUGCUGCGAGUGAUAGCGAGCGAUACAUGCUGUUCUUGGAGUACAGCAGCUACCUGCGCAAGCAGGAAGUCUCUGAGGAAGACAAAGCUGAGACCAGGAAGCAGCUGGAGCCACUUCUGAAGCAGUAUGGGCUCCAUGAGGCUCAGGAGUCAGACUCCCCAGGGUCCGCCAUCUGGUUUAUGCUGGUUGCCCUGGUGAUGGUUAUUGCUGCCGUGAUAUGGUACUCCUACGCGCACGCUGAGACCGAGAUAGAAGCUCAGUCCUUGUGA
This is a messenger RNA of Symbiodinium natans, 1935 nucleotides long. NCBI's taxonomy places the organism in Eukaryota, Dinophyceae, Suessiales, Symbiodiniaceae. The record is from the annotation of a GenBank genome assembly.